CGCAGCCACUGAACCACAAGCAGCUUCGCUUUAACUGGAGUGCCUGGGAGUCGCGUGCCAGGAGCCGCACGGCCGGGGACUGACUGACAGACAGACACGCACCGCCGCCGCCACACACGAGACCCGGGCGGGCCGCCGCCGCCGGGGCUUGGCAAACGCGCGUCGCAGAGGUCGCCCGCGGAGCUCGCCACCGCAGCGCCGGCUCGGGCGCGGGACGCAGUGUUGCGCUCCCGGCGGCGCGGGCAUUCCGGGCACCCCUCAGAGCAACAGCACACUUAGAGCCGACGAAGAUGUUCGUCAAAUCUGAGACCUUGGAGUUGAAGGAGGAAGAGGACAUGCUGGUGCUGCUCGGCUCGGCCUCCCCGGCCUCGGCCGCCCUGACCCCGCUGACGUCCAGCGCCGACGAGGACGAGGAGGAGGAGCCGGGCGCGCCGGGCGGGGCGCGCGGGCAGCGCGGGGCGGAGGCCGGGCCGGGAGCGCGGGGCGGCUCGGCGGCGGGGCCCGAGGGCUGCCGGCCCGCGCGGCUGCUGGGUCUGGUGCACGAGUGCAAGCGGCGCCCCUCCCGGGCGCGGGCGGUGUCCCGCGGCGCCAAGACGGCCGAGACGGUGCAGCGCAUCAAGAAGACCCGCAGGCUGAAGGCCAACAACCGCGAGCGCAACCGCAUGCACAACCUCAACGCGGCGCUGGACGCGCUGCGCGAGGUGCUCCCCACCUUCCCCGAGGACGCCAAGCUCACCAAGAUCGAGACCCUGCGCUUCGCGCACAACUACAUCUGGGCGCUCACCGAGACGCUGCGCCUGGCCGAUCACUGCGGCGGCGGCGGCGGCGGCGGCGCGGGCCUGCCGGGGGCGCUCUUCUCCGACGCGGUGCUGCUGAGCCCGGGGGGCGCCGGCGCCGCCCUGAGCAGCGGCGGGGACAGCCCGUCGCCCGCCUCCACGUGGAGUUGCACCAACAGUCCCGCGCCGUCCUCCUCCGCGUCCUCCAACUCCACCUCCCCCUACAGCUGCACUUUAUCGCCCGCCAGCCCCGCCGGCUCGGACGUGGACUACUGGCAGCCCCCGCCGCCCGACAAGCACCGCUACGCGCCUCACCUGCCCGUAGCCCGGGAGUGUGUCUAGAGCUGACAACUCUGCGAGCCACACCAGGCCUAGCGGCUUCCCUUUCCUGUCCCCAGCCGAGCCCUCCUCCCCUCCACCGUCCCCACUUUGCACCACCUCGCUUCACAGGGCAGACGCAGCCGUUCUGAUUCCUCGGCUUGCUGCCUUCCUUGACUAUAUUCAUUCAGACGGGCUGUGAUUUACUGAAGGUGUGAUGGAGCUGGUGGCGUUUGGGGGGCUUCUUGAGACUGAAAAGAUGUCGGGAAGAGAUGAUAGUGGCACAUCUAAGGAGUUUGCAGAGCGGACUGACGCUCCUCCCCCUUCUCUGUAACGCCGGAGCACUGGGCGCAGUGCGUGUGAAUCUCCCAGGGGGAAAGCAACUGGUCCCUGUGAUCUUUUCACCUUUGCUUCUACAUAGAGAUGUUAAUGUCGAGUAGAAAGAAAUGUAUCUUAGCAUCUGAAUGAUUUUACCGGUAAUAAUAUUAUCCACAGAUUUGCAAUGGCUGGCAUCUGCUUUAUUCCCAUUGCUGUUUGCAGGCUGUGGGAAUUUCACCUGUCAAACCAAACUUUCCUUCUCUGAUGUGCACUUUGUUCUGUUUCCCAGAUUCGUCACAAUGCCCAUUGUCCCGUCCUUCUCUUUCCUUUUUCUUCCCUAUUUUGCCAUCUGUCUCUUAUGAUUUAUAAGAGGGAAAAAAACUUGCUUUGUUAGAGGGGCAGGUUAGAAGUCAUUGUAUAAUUUGUAGGCUUUGUAAUGAUUGAAUGAAAGCGUGGAAAUUUAGGCUGAACUCUCUAUCAAAAGGAAAAAUGUGGAGGAAAAGGGAAAAAUCAGGAGGGAGGAUUGCUUCAUGCAUUAUUUAUCUCGACCUUUUAGGGGAGAAGGAACUCCCCCAUUCUUUCAAGAGAUUAAAAAUAAAUCAACAGUCUGAAAACCUAAGCAGACACGGAGCGUUAUCGGGAUCAGCCACACACGUGUUCCCUUCUAUUUAUUAUGAAGAAAUUUUUCAUGGGAAAAGUAUGUAUUUUUUGUAUAUUCCACAGAGUUUAUUCUAGUAUGUAUUUACGUCUUGAAGAACAAGAAAAUUGUUCUUGUGAUUAAACUAUAAAUAAAGUAUCUAAUUUUC
Propithecus coquereli (Coquerel's sifaka) is the source of this 2218-nucleotide messenger RNA. It is a transcript of the gene NEUROG2, whose product is annotated as neurogenin 2. NCBI's taxonomy places the organism in Eukaryota, Metazoa, Chordata, Mammalia, Primates, Indriidae. Bases 291 to 1118 code for a protein of 275 amino acids. The transcript is spliced from 2 exons. The record is from RefSeq and is a predicted model, not a curated record. Gene Ontology annotation, molecular function: protein dimerization activity.